CAAAUGUCGAGGGCGACGGUAAGGGCAACGGUUUGUUUACUGCGCUGUCGGGCCGGUAGUUACUAGUUUGGUUGAAACGUGCCGCCACCGCGCGAGCUGGCGGGUUGCGAGCUCAGCUUGUGCUCAUUGCCUAUAACCUCCGCUAGCACCUUCCCUUGUCUCUUGGCCAGCAGCAUUUCGCAGAGGCAGGGCUGGAGAUCUCCUGCCUCCCCUUCCCACAGGCUGCCAUCUUCCCCUCUGUUCACCAUCGAUGCAGCAGCCUUCUCAGUUGGAGAUUCAGCGUGAGGUCGAGGCCCUCCGCAACCUCCGACGACGUUCAACCACCCAGGGAGGCCCAGGGACGCUCAUCUUAGAUCCUGACCUUCCUGAUUCAUCUCCUUCGUCCUCUCCCACUAAUGAUUAUUGGCAGAACGGCAGUGGUGCUUCCCAUGAUGAUGUAGAUACGGCGGGCGCCUCAUACGAUGGAAAUACGUCUCUGGAACGAACAGCCAGUCCAAGCGACCCUUCCCACCUCUUCUGGGUCCCAGCCCGCUUACAUCCAGAGAUCGCACCUGCGGAAUUUCGUGCAUUUUUGAAGGAGCAUGCGCGCGAUCCUCCGCCAGAAACUGACGAAGUCGUACGGCCCACUCGAUCCAGCUCACUCAACGCCCACUCUUACUUGGGGCGCAAGCGAUCGAGACUCAGCCGCCAGUUCAAACCUUCUGAUACGGAGGAAUCAGACGAUGAAAAGGAGAAGGCUGCUCCUCUUCGUCGAGGCCGCACGCUCGCGAACAAUGUCGCGCCGCAACUCACCAUUGAUGACUUGCAGAAACUAGAGCAGCUAGCGGAGGAGGCAGGCACCACCGGAGACCCUACGAAGUUUAGGAACGUACUUCGUAGGAGUAUGAGCCUCAAUGUUAGCUCUUCGGUGGUGGACAAGACUCCUAGUGCAUCGGGCACUUCCGAUGAGGCCGAUAUUCCUAUCAUCGUCCCUCCUCCGGGGUCCAUUCUCAGGCGAGCUGCGCGUACUAAGAUUCGCAAGCCAAGUCUGCCAGGAGGCGAUGGAGAAAUGCAACGAUUCGGGUCUGGGCGUCGGCCUAGAGCGACCCCCAAUAUGGAACCUCGAAGCUCUAGCGAUCUAUCUUCCAACGACCAUACAACAAGCGAACACGACUACGCUGACUCGAACGAACCUCUAAAGCGUCCACGCGCUUUCUCUAUGGACAGUAGUCAGGAUGACCACUUCUCUCAUCGACCGCAGUCAUUCAGCGAAGAAGCAUCCAUUUAUGACGCUUAUGCUCACGAAGAUGUGGAAGAAGAGCCACGACCUAAAACUUCCACUGGUCCCCCACAGCUCCCCGCCAUCUUACUGCCCUCAGACGAUGGAUCAGAGACUCUCUUUGAGGAACCCAAAUCAGAAACUUCCACUCCUGGACCAACCCUGGAGCAUCCUCAACCGCAGCGCCUAACUGUUAGUCCGACUUCCGAGGAGGAGUCUCGUACACCAUCCCCUGACACAUCAACCCUCAACCACUCAACGGAGGACACAGCCACACUUGCUACAUCCUCAGAAUCUGCUGUCCCGCCAUCUAAAACUCCUAGUCCCGCCAAACGAGAGAAAAGUAAAAAGCUCUUUGCAAAGUGGGGUAGCGAUAAGUCUGCGAAGAAGAAAGAGAAGGAGAAGGAGAAGGAGAAGGAAAAGGAGAAAGAAAGCCAGCCACCUGUCAAGGACAAGGAACCAGGUUUCUUCGGAUCUCUUUUUAGCAGUAAGAGGAAGCAUGACGAUCAGAAGGAUCAGUCGUCCCAACAUGGGAGUGGCCGUGACGCAGGGUAUCCCAUGCAUGGAACAGCUGCCUCCCAGUCAUUGUCUCCUACGCCUCAAAUAGGGGGCAUGCCGGGUACCUACGCCCGCUAUCCCAUUCAUGUUGAACGUGCAAUUUAUAGACUUAGUCAUAUCAAGCUGGCCAACCCGCGUCGACCUCUUUACGAACAGGUGCUCAUCAGUAACUUGAUGUUCUGGUAUCUUGGCGUUAUCAAUAAGACGCAGGCCCCCACGAAUACCCCACAGAACCAGCUUGUUGAACAACAGCAAUCUAACACACCCAUUGGAGAUGGAAUAACGUUGGAACAACGAGGAAACGAAGAGCAGGGAGGGUCUGAAGGAAAUUCGGACGAGACGGGAGAUGUCCACGAGAGGGGGGCGGAGCGGCAGGGGGAACUCGAGUUGGAGAGGGGGAACGAGAACGAGAAUGAGAACGAGAACGAGAACGAACGAGAACGAGGGAGAGAGAGGGAAGCACAAACACAGAAGAAGGAGAGUUCACGACGGGCAGGAUUGACAAAAGCAUCCGGAGGGGCCAACCGGAGAGUAGCAGAGAUGCCAGUAAAGGGCCCCCAGUAUGAUAUGCAACACCGGGAGAUGGAGCAAGAAUACGGAUAUGGGUAUGGAUCAUCAACAUCAACACCGGCUGGCUCCUCACGUAACCAACGGCCUGUUCAGUAUAACUCAAGUUAUGGACAGACCGGAAACAUUUCUUACUCUGGGUAUAGCGACCAACAACAACUACCGCCAGGUGCUAUGGCGCCAGCGUCGGCCGCUAACUCUGCCUCGCCGAGAAGGACGUCGUCGUCGUCGCCCCCACCAGAUUCGCAAGCCGGGUCGUCUCAGGCGCGGGCUCCAGGUCGACCUCGAUCUCCGCCGGGACAGAACCACAACAGAUACUCCCCUGGUCAGCUUCUUGCUAGCUCGCCAUCAGGGUCACGCACACCCACACGCUCGCUCUCUGCGACUGCCAGUUCAACAGGAGUUCCGCUCUCUGUCGAUGGCAAGGCUCGUAAAGUCACCAGCGCACACGCUGUCAUGGCCUCUCCGAAGGCUCGCUCACGUGUCAGCCUCGAGCCUGGCAUUAGUCCACGAGAGGCCCGAGUGAGUGGGGAUGAAGAUGUACCGUUGGCCGUAUGGCAACAGCAGCAGCGUCGUUGAUGCGUUCCUGGGCGCUUUAAGAUAUGGUGCUCGACUAACCUCUCCACACUUGUACAAUGUGUCCUUCGGAAGUUGAUCUGCCAAUGAUCCUUCAUUCUCAACCCGUCGAUAUCCUCCCCCCAACUCGUCUCUAUCUCAGCCGGACCAUACCUACCUUAGCCUGCCAUUGCUUACUUCAACGCACAUUCACAUUCUUGUACCCUGCAUUGCAUUCAGUGGCUACAGGCCCCUGACCUGGAAGUUCUUCUGUUGUAUUCUCAUGGACAUUCGAGUUCUCGUAAUCAAGGAUACUUAGAGCUUUUUAAAUUCUCCUGGCGGUUGGAACAACCUCCCACGCUCACCGCACGACAACGUGGACAUUUACUAAUCUCACUGAUUGCAAUCCCUUUCAUGAGAUUCUGAAUGCGCUAUUUCGACGGUUUUCUGUCUUAAUUGGAUGUUUCUGGCGCUUCAAACUCGCUAUGGGUUUGCUCUUAAGUUCUGCACUAUCGAAAACGUACAAUGACAAAUCUUUC
This is a messenger RNA of Coniophora puteana RWD-64-598 SS2, 3477 nucleotides long. RefSeq lists its product as uncharacterized. Gene Ontology annotation, biological process: positive regulation of G2/M transition of mitotic cell cycle; establishment of cell polarity. Lineage: Eukaryota; Fungi; Basidiomycota; Agaricomycetes; Boletales; Coniophoraceae. The transcript is spliced from 3 exons. The record is from RefSeq and is a predicted model, not a curated record. The coding region runs from base 251 to 2962 and encodes 903 amino acids. Gene Ontology annotation, cellular component: cell septum; cytoplasm.